CUUUGCAGUGUGGUUUACACGGGCAGUCGGGAGGCUCGGCACGCCGCUCAGCCUUUGCAAACUGCUCCGUAACGUUUUCAGGCAAAUUAGGAAAAAAAAAAAAGAAAAAAAGGCAGCAAAGGGGGGAGAGGAAGAGUUACAGCUCUCCUUGUCUUGCAGAUGGAAAAGGGAGAAUUAAGCAGCUGAAAAAUGCGGGUGAUGCUGCGUGCGUUGGGAGGGGAUAACUAAUGAGCCUCCGAAAGGUCACGGUUUUGCUCAUGGUUAACCUUCAGCAAGCUGUUACGUAGGCAGGGCAUGGGCUGCGCUGGUAUAAAAUGAAUCCGUCUCCUCUUCUCUUCCAGGAGAGAGGCUGAGACCUGCUGAAGGAUAACGGGGCUGUGCAGCACAGGAGCUCCUCGUUCAGGCUGCGACGGAUCAGACGGCGCUUGGCUCCGCCGGGGAAGGACACGCACAAGGGGAAGGUGCUGGAGCUGCAGACGUGGAAACUCGCCGCGCUGAGGGCCGCCAAAAAAGCUGAGUUUUGGCCUGCGAAACGUUUGCUGCCCUGGGGAUUUCUGUGUGCCGAAGAUGGGGUCUGCCCGUUCCGGAGAGGGAGUGACGAGGAGGGCGAAGCUUUGCUGACCGCCGGGGAGCCCGGACGGCGCCUGGAUGCGCUUCACUGGUGGGGAAAACACUGCCAGGACUUGUGGGCAGGGAGGGUUUGGGGCAGUGGAGGGGCCAUGGGGCUGCUCUGGGCUCUGCCCCACAGCGGGGCCGGCCGGCUGCCCCGGCACUGAGACAUCAUCAGGGGCGUGGGGCCGGGCGUCCGUCUGUGCCACCAGCCCCGCGCUCCGGCACUGUCUCCAGGAUACCGGGGAAGGGAGACGAGGCAGGGGCUGAGAAACGUAGCAGUGCUGAUGAUCUCCUAGUCUCAAGAAAAAGAACCUUCCUGUUUUUCUAGGGAUCAACCGGGCUGCGUUUCUCCACGCUGCUCCGGAAGUCUCUUCUAAGCCCUUGAUUUCUCCCCCCAGUUCAGAACGUUUUGUUUCUCUGUGUGUGUGCGUGUGUGUGUGUGUGUGUGUGUGUGUGUACGUGCUCAGAUUUGCUUUCACUCUGUGUCGCCUUGGAAGUGAUGGGCUCCCAGCGAGACCACCCCACUUACAAGCACCUGUAAGCAACGAUGAGGGGCUCGACUUCCAACCACGUUUCUGACCUGGAAGCUCCGCGACCCUCCCGGCUUUUCGAGUGACGACGGAGAGGGGAGCCGAGAUGGCGGAGAAGUGCGACUGCAUCGCCAGCAUGUACGGGUACGACCUGGGCUGCCGCUUCGUGAACUUCCGCCCGCUGGGCUUCGGGGCCAACGGGCUGGUGCUGUCGGCCCUGGACAGCAAGAGCUGCCGCAAAGUGGCGGUGAAGAAGAUCACGAUCGGCGACGCGCGGAGCAUGAAGCACGCCUUCCGCGAGAUCAAGAUCAUCCGCCGCCUGGACCACGAGAACAUCGUCAAGGUCUACGAGGUGCUGGGCCCCAAGGGCGCCAACCUGCGCGGGGACUUCUUCAAGUUCAACAUGGUGUACAUCGUGCAGGAGUACAUGGAGACCGACCUGGCGCGGCUGCUGGAGCAGGGCAAGCUGGCCGAGGAGCACGCCAAGCUCUUCAUGUACCAGCUGCUGCGCGGGCUCAAGUACAUCCACUCGGCCAACGUCCUGCACCGCGACCUCAAGCCGGCCAACAUCUUCAUCAGCACGGAGGACCUGGUGCUGAAGAUCGGCGACUUCGGGCUGGCCAGGAUCGUGGACCAGCACUACUCGCACAAGGGUUACCUCUCAGAAGGCCUGGUGACCAAGUGGUACCGCUCCCCCCGCCUCCUGCUCUCGCCCAACAACUACACCAAAGCCAUCGACAUGUGGGCGGCCGGCUGCAUCCUGGCCGAGAUGCUGACGGGAAGGAUGCUCUUUGCUGGGGGCCACGAGCUGGAGCAGAUGCAGCUCAUUCUGGAGACCAUCCCCGUCAUCCACCAGGAGGACAAAGAGGAGCUGCUCAAGGUGAUGCCCAUGUUCAUCAACAGCACGUGGGAAGUGAGGAAGCCGCUGAGGAAGCUGCUGCCCGAGGUGGACAGUGAAGCUAUUGAUUUUCUGGAGAAGAUACUGACAUUUAACCCCAUGGAUCGGCUGACGGCCGAGAUGGGCCUGCAGCACCCCUACAUGAGUCAGUAUUCCUGCCCCGAGGACGAGCCCGUGUCCCAGCACCCAUUCCGGAUUGAGGACGAGAUCGACGACAUUCUGCUGAUGGAGGCCAACCAGAGCCAGAUGUCCAACUGGGACAGGUAUCACAUAAGCCUCUCCUCUGAUUUGGACUGGAGGCACGACAAGCACCACGAGAUGGAUGAGGUUCAGCGGGACCCCCGGGCAGGGUCUGAAUCCACCGCUGAGGAAGCGCAGGUCGACCCACGGAAAUACUCACAGAGCAGCUCGGAGAGGUUCCUGGAGCUGUCCCACUCCUCCAUGGACCGAGUGUUUGAUGCAGACUGUGGGAAAUCGUGUGAUUACAAAGUGGGGUCGCCUUCCUACUUGGACAAACUGCUGUGGAGGGACAGCAAACCCCACCACUACUCAGAGCCCAAGCUAAUCCUAGAUUUGUCCCACUGGAAAAGAGCGACCAUAGCGCCCGCAGCUGAGCUGUCGCUGGAAGAAGAACCAUCCAACCUCUUCCUGGAGAUCGCCCAGUGGGUGAAGAGCACGCAGGCGGGGCUGGAGUGUCCCAGCUCCCUGCCCGAGAUCCAGGAGCGGAGCCUGCCCUCUUCCCCUCACCGCCUGCGCAAGGAGCCCGCCGAGGUCAGCAGGGAGGCGGACCCCGAGUUCGACCUGGACGUCUUCAUCUCCAGGGCGCUGAAGCUUUGCACAAAACCCGAGGAUCUUCCGGACAACAAGCUCAACGAGAUCAACGGGGCCUGCAUCUCCGAGCACCCCGGGGAGAUGGUGCAGGCAGAGGUGUACCAGAAGGAGCGGUGGUGAGGGGGGAACCCCCGCUGCGCCUCCCUCUCCCUCUCGGGCGGUGUGGCCGCUGCCCGGGGGCCGAGUGGCUUCCCCACUGUCAUGGACCAUCCGCUUUUCACACUGUACCAAAU
Neopelma chrysocephalum (saffron-crested tyrant-manakin) is the source of this 3104-nucleotide messenger RNA. RefSeq names its product mitogen-activated protein kinase 4 (gene MAPK4). The record is from RefSeq and is a predicted model, not a curated record. Gene Ontology annotation, cellular component: nucleus; cytoplasm. Bases 1249 to 2991 code for a protein of 580 amino acids. Gene Ontology annotation, molecular function: ATP binding; MAP kinase activity. Lineage: Eukaryota; Metazoa; Chordata; Aves; Passeriformes; Pipridae. Gene Ontology annotation, biological process: protein phosphorylation; cell surface receptor signaling pathway; intracellular signal transduction. The transcript is spliced from 5 exons.